AGUUACACUAUAUUUUAAUUAUCAAUAUGAUACAGAUCUUUAAUUGUAAAAACAUACCGUACUGUAUAAAACAGAAGUUUGUACAUGACAUGGCAAUUAUAUGGAACAAAGGUUAAUUAACUAUACAUUCCGCUUUUUGCUUAUGACAGUAGAGGAUACAUAAACCAACUGUCAAAAAGCACGUGCAUCAAUGGAGACUCAGGAGUUAGAUUUGGAGUUGAUACGUCAAAAUAUCGUAAAAAAUCACCUCCAACUUACAGCUCUGAUCCAAGAUAUACAGCAAUGCACUGGACCCCUACAACUGCUCAAUGAAUUGAAUAACGAAGGCAGGAUAAAAAGGGAAGCCUUACAGUCAUCUUUAUCCAAACUAGAGUCUUUGAUCGAAAGAGAACUUGUGGAAAAAAAGAAAGCGGAGCUUCAGGCAGAAAUAGAUACUUAUAAGCAACAGUACAAAAACUCUUUAGCAGCAUUUUGCAAGGCCAAUAUUUUUAGCAAAUGUAUGAUAGACAAAAUUUCCAAAGAGGAACUCCUAUCGAUGCCUGAAGAACACCAGGCAGAUUUACGUAGAAGGCAUGACAGAAGGAGCUUAGCGAACAAGUCUAGCCAACUCUCGGACAAACUUUUAAGUAUAUCCAGACAUUUGGCAGAGACAACUCAAAGAAGUGCAGAUGCAUUGGAUACAUUAAUAACUUCAUCUGACAAGGUGUCUAGCACCACAGAUGAAUUGGAGCACCAACAGCAAGUAAUAGUUCAAUCAGGAAAGUUAUUAGGCAAAUAUGGUAGAAGAGAGGUCACGGAUAAAGUUUUAUUAGCACUAGCGUUUGCAUUUUUUCUCGCUUGUGUUUUCUAUAUUUUACAGAAGAGGUUGUUUUAAGAGUACAAAAUUGGUUUACACGGAACCGCGUUAUUCGCAUCGUUGUAACGGUAGAAACAUUUUCUGAAGAGUGCGAGGAACGUGCAUAAUAGAAUUCCACAAUUGCAUUUGUUAAAUACUAGGAUCAUCACCAGAAUCGAUUGAAUGACUCCAGUUGAUUCAGAAUCGUGGAAUCCUGUAAUAAAAGAAUAGUAUUAAUAUUAAUUCACAAUGUACCCAUUCUUCAACUUUUAACUAUAGUUUUAUUAAUUUGAUUAUA
Messenger RNA from Megalopta genalis, 1133 nucleotides. It is a transcript of the gene Sec20, whose product is annotated as vesicle transport protein Sec20. Gene Ontology annotation, molecular function: SNAP receptor activity. Gene Ontology annotation, biological process: retrograde vesicle-mediated transport, Golgi to endoplasmic reticulum. The record is from RefSeq and is a predicted model, not a curated record. Gene Ontology annotation, cellular component: SNARE complex; endoplasmic reticulum. NCBI's taxonomy places the organism in Eukaryota, Metazoa, Arthropoda, Insecta, Hymenoptera, Halictidae.